AUGGAAAAGCAUAAACGUGUGCUAAGACCAUACAAAACCAUGUAUGAGAUAAUUAAUAUGUACUUAAAUCAAUCAUCGCCUGAUUAUCAUGAAGCUCUAGCUGAAAACCCUCGACAAUUUUCUGCUUAUCUAAAUGACCCAACACACCACGACAACAUUAUUUUAAGUGAAAAUAGUCUUCGACAAAAUCUUCUACAUACUUGUUGCAAAUAUAACAGAUAUCAAGCUAUCAUACCCCUUAUUCGACUGGGUUGCAAUCCAGCCAAACAGGACUAUGAUGGACGUACACCUCUUCAUUUGGCCAUACAAUUAAAAGCUGGCAAGUGCAUACAACAAUUUUUACAACUGCUGCGACAGGAGAGCAAUCCAGAGCUAAUAGAAAAUCUUAAAGGAAUGUUUAAACCCUACAAUAACAUAGGACAAACUAUUGUGCAUCAGGCUGUGUUGCAACGUAAAAUACACAUCGUAAAAGAGCUCUUACAAUUUUGCAAUAGAAACAAUAUAAACGUUUUGGAAAUGGAGGUAUUGGGUAGUGGAAAAUCUCUGCUACAUUUGGCUGUUGACAAUCAGGACUAUGAAAUGCAAACGGUAAUUGUCAUGUCAGUGCCGAAAAGUAUACAUGUGGCAAAUUAUGCUGGGUCAUUGCCUUUUGAAGAAAGAGAAGAUUUGCAAAGAAUUCUGAGCGAUGUGGAGAAAAUGAAAAGUGAUAAAGCUUUAACCGAUAUCUCUCAAGAAGUAGAUGAUAUUGAGCAGAAAGCUACAUAA
This is a messenger RNA of Stomoxys calcitrans (stable fly), 765 nucleotides long. Its product is annotated as nuclear factor NF-kappa-B p110 subunit-like. Lineage: Eukaryota; Metazoa; Arthropoda; Insecta; Diptera; Muscidae. Gene Ontology annotation, molecular function: protein binding. The coding region runs from base 1 to 765 and encodes 254 amino acids. The transcript is spliced from 2 exons. The record is from RefSeq and is a predicted model, not a curated record.